AUGGCGAAGUGGGUGGAAGCAAUGCUUGGAGACCUGCUGACUGGGCAUAGGUUAGAUUUGUUGAGGUCAAAGCUGCUGGGAAAUAUGGCUGUGUCGAAGUCAUUGGUCGCCAUUGAGAAGCAGAGGCCAAAGGGUUUGGCUCAUGAGUCUGUCCCUGGCCUUGUUGAAAUUGGUCUUGUUCCACGGGCAAAGUCACAAUUGUCACUUGGCGGCACCUUCUUUCUGGCAUUUGGGCCCCUGAUUCUUGUCACCGUUUCUCUCUUUGCUGUUUUAUAUGUGUACUUUGGACCGACUUUUGUACAUGAUGCAAGCAAGACGCCGGUGUCGCCACCGCCGUACAUUGAUCCAUAUGAGCUACUGGAAGACGAGAGGCUCUCCCGGCCCUCCCCAGAUGUGUUCUAA
Phragmites australis (common reed) is the source of this 402-nucleotide messenger RNA. RefSeq lists its product as uncharacterized. The record is from RefSeq and is a predicted model, not a curated record. The transcript is spliced from 3 exons. The coding region runs from base 1 to 402 and encodes 133 amino acids. NCBI's taxonomy places the organism in Eukaryota, Viridiplantae, Streptophyta, Magnoliopsida, Poales, Poaceae.